Helicoverpa zea (corn earworm) is the source of this 2004-nucleotide messenger RNA. RefSeq lists its product as uncharacterized. The record is from RefSeq and is a predicted model, not a curated record. The transcript is spliced from 6 exons. Lineage: Eukaryota; Metazoa; Arthropoda; Insecta; Lepidoptera; Noctuidae. The coding region runs from base 1 to 1935 and encodes 644 amino acids.
AUGCAUUUGAAAGUCCUGAGUCGGCACUCCCAGACGACCAUAGUGCCAGAUGUACCGUGCAAUCGGCAUUGGAUUUUGGUCGAACUUCGUAUACUUAUACACAUAGAAGGCACCCAAGGCAGAAACUUGGAACUACUUACAUAUUUUGUUUUUGAAGAAAGAAUCACCUGUAAAAGAAUAAUGGACAGUGCAAACGUGUUGUGUCAGAUGGCUCAGUAUGACUUCAAUUGUCCAAUCGACGUUACAAUGAUAUUUGAGGACAGUGAUGAUGACUCUCAAACGAGGACAUCUGAGGACCCACAGAAAGAGGAAAAUGAGAAGGACAAUACAAAUGUAUCAAGCCCACAUACAAAUUUAUCAGGACGAAGUAAUGAAUCAGAAUGCUGUAAAGAAAAUGAAAAUACUGAAUGUAAAUCAGAAUGCAGGACUUUAGAACAAUUAAUUAUUAAUAAAAUAACAGAUUUCGUUCAGAAAGAGAAACCAGUGGAGGGUAAAUUAAAUGGAGAAAAUGCCGAUAAACAGAGUAAUGAUAACAAUUUAGGAACAAACGGAAUAAACCAAAACAAAGAUAGUCCUAUCGAUAGAUUAAAUAUUCCCGAUGAGAAUGGGCAUACUUUUAAUGUAGGCAGUAAUGCAAAUAUCGAGCAGAGUGGUAACAAAGAACCUGUACUUAGCAAAAGUCAAACGAAAAAUAAAAAACCAGAUAUUACGUUUUUAGAAGAUUUACUAAACAAGGUUUCUGAACACUUGGUACUUAUAAUGCGUACUUUUUGCCACUACGGCGCAAAAAGAGCAAAUCAGGGUAGUGACAGUGAGAAUCGACAAAGAAUAUUCCAUUUCGUAAGAAAUCACUUUUUCGAAUUGUCAUUUCGUACAGUGGAAACUAUCAUUUUGCCGCAGGAACAUAAUACUACUUUUAUGAAUCAGUUUUUAGAAAAAACUGUUGAAAUUGCCAACCAAAAAUCUCAACCCUGGGUGUGUCACCGCGGACAUGUGCGACCAUUUCUCAUGGAUUUAAUUCGAUGGACAAAACAGAGGAUAGAGUAUAAUACAAAAAAUGAACAGCGACCAAAGAGGAAUGAAAAUGCAAUUUUGAAGCAACAUUUGGCCACAUCUCCCCAGAUAUUUAACCUUCCACAAACACAAAGUAUAAACCCACAGAACUGUAACGCAUCUCCAACGAUACAAAAUAACCUGUGUAUAUUUUCAUCGGGAGUCCCUGGGGGUGAAAUAAGCAUAAAUGUAAAUUCAAAUCUAUUAAGAAAUGUCACGGAACCACAUUACACAAGCAAAGAAUAUGAAAAUAACAACUAUAAUAGUUAUUCGCCAAACGGAGUAGUGACUCAAGGAAGCACUUCUGCACCACCAUUACACGAAAAUCAGUACAGUUAUAUGCAAAAUAAUAAUACUACAUACAAUCGUCCUCCACCUCCUUACACACAGAAAAAUUUAAAAAACUUUACUCAAAUGCUACGACAGAGUAAUAAGAAAAACAAAAAUAUGCGUCAGCAUCAUCAUCAGCAGCAGCAUUACAAGGAACAAAUAUCUCCAACAGAAAACAGACCAAACCAACAAGCAACUAGUUAUCAAAACUAUCAGAGCAUGGCACAACCAAUGCAAAACUACCAAAAUCAAGUGCACUACAUCAACAGCAGCCAAUCCCCGACUGACAAUUCUUUAAACUCCAGAUUACACUAUAACAUAAACGCUUCAACGCAGGAAAAUCCAAUGAAUUCCGGUCCAGUAAUAUCUAAUGUUAUAUCCUAUGGUCAAAAGUCGGGAACUCCAAGCGACCGCUGCACCAUGUGUGGCAAGAUUACAUCAGCCCCAUACAUCCCUCCCAAUAGACCGGUAUACUGCAGUUACCUUUGUCAGGAAUUGGACAAACAAUUUUACACCGCCCAAAAGCAGCCUGCGUGGGCCUGUAAUUCUUAAAACCCAGAAGAUUGUACAUACCUAUAUUUUUUUAUUUGAAUUCAAUAUAAUAAGUUUUAUAUCAACUGA